AGUGGGUGAGUGCGGGCCGGGCCGGGGAGGCAGCCAGCUGGGUGAAUGUCGUCAAUAGUCGCCGUGUAGGCUCCAGUCUCCCCGCACUCCAACCAGCUCCCACCGGAUGGAUGUUUCAGUCGGAUGCGUCUUGUUGAAGCUGUUGCGGUGGAGUAACGUCAAGCCAACGGGAGACGAAAUGAGGAAAUAACAAGUAAACAAAGCAGGAUGUAACAAACCGCAGAGCAGAAUGUCAAGUGGAACAAAAGACACUUCUUUUUAUUCUCCUUCGAGUCUCAGCGGAUUGAACUAACCAGCAGCUCAACCGGCUAACGUUAGCUUAGUUAACGCUAGCUUGCUACAUAUACAGACAGACUGUAUGAAGUGGGCUCUCCUGCCUGUUUAGUCUCGAGCAUCCUUCCUUGUUUGCUUGUUUGCUGAGUGGAUCCCGUUGACAUUUCCACGCCAUGGCAGCAGUGGUUAGCUACUCUCCACCGUGGUGGGUCGACCUACUCCACAGACUUCCACAUUUCACCCUGAGGUUCGAGCAAACCAGCAGUGACUUCCAACCUGAAGACUGGACAUAUCAGCAGUCCAUCUUGUUACUUGGGGGUGUGGCACUUGCCUGUCUGGCCCUGGACCUCCUCUUCCUGCUCUUCUAUUCCAUUUGGCUCUGCUGCCGGCGGAACAAAACUGAGGAUCAGCCCAACGCCGACUGUUGCUGCACAGCCUGGUGUGUCAUCAUCGCCACACUUGUGUGCAGCGCUGGCAUUGCUGUCGGUUUCUAUGGGAACAGCGAGACUUGUGAUGGAGUGAAUCGGCUGACGUAUUCUCUGCGCCAUGCGAAUCGCACAAUCACUGGUGUGCAGAAGCUGGUAUAUGACCGUAGAUACGCACUGAACCAGACGGUAGAAGCCAAUCUGCAACAGCUUGAGGGCUGGUACGCGCAGCAUGCGGACUACCUGUCCAUCAUCCAAAAAGUGCAGGGCCAGCUGGACGAGCUGGUCAGACAGAUGGUGGAGAUUCCCUUCUGGGACAAUACCACAAUCUCCCUGGAGGAGCUGGCUGUCAAGAUUGAGCUGUAUGAUUGGUACAGGUGGCUGGGUUACAUAGUCCUGCUACUGUUCGACAUCCUCAUCUGCCUUCUGGUGCUGUUUGGCCUCAUUCGCAACUCCAAGGGAACGCUUAUAGGGGUUUGCCUUUUUGGUGUUGUCGCUCUUGUAAUCAGCUGGGUGUCCCUGGGGAUAGAGUUGGCUCUCUCUGCAACAUCCAGUGACUUCUGUUUUGCUCCUGAUGCAUACGUCACCAGAGUAGCAGACAAGUAUGGAGUCAUGAAUCAAGGUAUCCUCCAGUAUUACCUUAGCUGCAGCCCAGAGCAAACCAACCCCUUCCAACAGAAGCUCUCUGGGAGUCACAAAGCAUUAGUGGAGAUGCAGGAUGAUGUGUCUGAACUGCUGCGCUCUGCCACUGGAGAGCCUGAAGAAGCUAAGGGAAGUUUGGAGACGAUCCAGGAAGUUCUGAACACCACACAGAUCAGUCUCCAUCAGCUCACGGCCCUGGUGGACUGUCGGAGCCUGCACAUGGAUUACGUCCAGGCCAUGACGGGGCUGUGUUACGAUGGACUGGAAGGCCUAAUCUACCUUGUUCUAUUCUCCUUCGUCACUGCUCUCAUGUUCAGUUCGAUUAUUUGCAGCGUUCCUCACACCUGGAGAAACAAAAGGAGCGACGAGGACAGCGAGGAUGAGUCUCUGAGCCACGGGGGGAGGCAAAAUAAUGAUAACCUGUACCGGGUCCACAUGCCUAGCUUGUACAGCUGUGGCAGCAGCUACGGCAGCGAGACCAGCAUUCCUGCUGCUGCACACACCGUCAGCAACGCACCUGUCACAGAGUACAUGGCUCAGAACGCAAACUUCCAGAACUCGCGCUGUGAAAACACUCCCCUGAUAGGACGAGAGUCUCCUCCCCCCUCGUUGUAUUUGACUGCCGCGGACAGUAACAGCGGUCACUGCUGGCAGUUAAAGCCCUCGGAGAGUUCAAGAUCGUUUUGGUAACCUCAUCUGCUAUGCUAACAGUACACCUCCAGCAUGAGGGCGAAGUACCUGGCCAACAGCCGUCCAGACGCCAACAGCCCUCCAGCUCACUAGGCAACACUGGACUCCUCCCAUUUUCUGCACUGACAUCUCAGAUUAAAUCACUUUCUCCAGUCAUGUUUCAUAGAAGAUCUCACACCGCCGCUAAAUUUUACCGCUCGGACGACCUCAAGAAUCAGGCGCUCUCACUUCGACAGUCUCUAGCCGAUGCUUCAGGGUGAAAUCCUCAUCGCCGGUGCUGGGAAUGAAGUCGCGUCUAAUAAUAUAAAGAACCCCGGACUGAUUAUUUCUCUACACAUCUAACGAGGCAUUGCAAGUGUCGGGGACUGUGGAAGUGCUCGUACAUUAACGCUGAUUACUACUGCUUAGUUGUGUUGGAAUUGUUUUGUAAAGUACUGUAAAAACACCCUCCCGUUGUCGGAGAGUGACAAAUGCCUUACGCUCAAAUGUGGGAGAAAUCCAGUGUUGUGUAGACGUUGUUUCUCAGAGGACGCACAGUAAAAGGAUCCAACAGUUCCACGUAAUAUAGAUGAAUUAUUUCACAAUGAAACAUCUCAGUUCCUCAGGAGCUUCGAAUACAAAAGUCACCAAUAAGAUUUGCUCGGUUUUAUGUGAAUCAUACAUGCGCAAUACGUUUAACACGGGCUUGUUAUUGUCUUAAAUCUAAAGUCUGGGACCAGUUCUUCUGCAGGUGUGGAAUGAAACAUUUUACAUCUUGGACUCGUGUUAUUUCCUGUGGCAUUUUUUUUGUUUUGUUUUGUUUUCUUGAAUACAUUGAUGAGCCACUAUUCCUCAGCAGUGACUGUAAGAGAUUGCGAAGCUGUGAACUCCAUUCUUGCACAUGCUCAGAGGACUGGAUGAGGACAAUGAUGAUCUGCACGCAGGAAAUGCAGCUGUUUGAUGACUGUGUUGGGGAAAGAAGAAACUCAGUGACAGAUUUUUUUUUAUAUAUAUAUACUACUGGAAGCAGGAACAUUCACAGCUCUUUUGAGGCCGACGGUGAAGCAGGGGAGCAUGUGAUAUAUAUUUUUUUUUUUUUUUUUUCCUGCAACAUUCAUGACCAUAAUGAUUUACUGCUUGUUAUUCGCUUCAUGUCCCAGUUGAGAUCAAAAGCCUCGUCUCCUCUUAUCGAAACUGGGAAUCCUACACACACACACACAAACACACAGAUCUUGAUUCUUUUCUAACAAAUCCAGUAGUUUAGAGUUCCUGUCUUUAAUGCAAGUUAUUGUGAAAAUAUGCAUAUCAGGAUUUCAGUGAGGAAACCGUAUGCAUCGGCAAUGCAGUGUCUCGAAAAUGUGUUUUAGCAUUUAUAACAACAACAAAAAAAAAUUAUUAAAAAAUAGCGUGAUUGGAUGCUGUGAAGGGACUGUAAUGUGUUUUGCCACUUUUCUCUCUCUCUGUGUGUGUAAUCUGGAGGUUAUCCGUCAGGCUGAUUACCUCUCGAAGCAUGACGAUCCUUCUAAUGUGGGGUGAGACAUUUGUGCUGCUUCUUCAGCUUCUCUUAGACGUACGUUGUGAUCAGUUCAAGAGGUGACGUAGAGACUGUGCCAACAACUUAAGCACAAACCAUUUUACUCUUAAUAUCUUCAAUGUCUUUCAAGGCUUGUUUGUACAGUUGAUAGCUCGUGGUUGCUGACGCGAUCAAAUGAGAAAAUGAGCCAGACUUUUUUUUUUUUUUUUCCAAUCCAAUCGACGCUCUGUAAAAAUAUGAUUACACUGAUGCAGUCUCUGUUUUUGGGUAGUAGUCAUACUCUAUUUGUCGUUUAUUAUGCUGUACAGGUUAUAAACAUUUACAAAUUAAGAAAAAGUUGUUGGAAUUGACAAGUCUGAUUUUUCAUUUUUAACAUUACGUUUUUAAACAUUUUCAUUUUUAUAUUUGAUUUGCUUGUAGAUUUUUUUUUUUUUUUUUUAUCUUUUUUUUUGUUUUUAGAGUCUGUAGCAGGCACAGUAUGUUGCUUCAUUAAUGUGAAUAUGGUAAAUAGUUCAUUUUUUUCAUUGAACUUUUUUUUUCUUGGAAAAAAAAUCACUGUAGGUGUAAUCAGUUUUUUUUUAUUUUAUACAUUUUUGCAAUCUAAAAUGUGUACAUGUAAAAAUGUGGUUGAGCUUGAAUGCAGUGUUUUAAAAUUAAACAACGUAACUGUA
Sphaeramia orbicularis (orbiculate cardinalfish) is the source of this 4214-nucleotide messenger RNA. It is a transcript of the gene ttyh3a, whose product is annotated as tweety family member 3a. Bases 447 to 2030 code for a protein of 527 amino acids. The record is from RefSeq and is a predicted model, not a curated record. Lineage: Eukaryota; Metazoa; Chordata; Actinopteri; Kurtiformes; Apogonidae. Gene Ontology annotation, cellular component: plasma membrane. Gene Ontology annotation, molecular function: intracellularly calcium-gated chloride channel activity; volume-sensitive chloride channel activity. The transcript has 16 exons.